This is a messenger RNA of Diabrotica balteata, 681 nucleotides long. The record is from the annotation of a GenBank genome assembly. Lineage: Eukaryota; Metazoa; Arthropoda; Insecta; Coleoptera; Chrysomelidae.
AUGUCUUUUAAAUUAACAGAGGGUCAUUGGAAUGUACUUUUAGAGUUUAUGGAGCAGCUUAAAGAAUUUGUAAAGGGACAGUUCUCUGGUCCCACUGGAAGAAUAAUUCAGAGAAAACUUUGGGAAGAGCUUGCUCAAUUAUUAAAUUCACUUGGCGAAGGAAGUAAGCCUGUUGAGAAAUGGCAAAAGACUUGGUCAGAUAUUAAAUAUUCAAUCAAAAGGAAGGCCUCUGCGAAAAAGCAAGAUAUUGCAGUCACUGGUGGAGGGCCAAAAGUGAAGCCCGAACUAAACCAAUUAGAGGAACGGGUUAUUAAUAUAUUGGGAAAAACUUUUUAUGAAGGAGUCAGUGUAUCUGAGUGUGGAAUUCCGUCUACCAGUGAAGAUGAUUUCCUAUCCACCUCUAAAGAUGUUUUCCCCCAGAAUAGUUUGGAAGACACACCUAUCCAUUUACCGGUAUGUAACUACAUUGAUAAAUUCUCAAUAUUUUUUCUAGUUAGCCUAGAUGUUACAUAUGACAAAUCCCUCGGGUCACCUUACCUUCAACAGAUUUACAGAGCUCCUGUAAAAGUAGGAGACGGGAGCUUUGGGAUAGUAUGCAAACAAUUUAAAACUCCAUUAUGUUCUAACGCAAUAUAUAAAGAAAUUCGUAAUAACGAGAAAGUGGGAAUCCACCAAACCUGA